Molecule: messenger RNA, 1185 nt
Organism: Fonsecaea pedrosoi CBS 271.37
Lineage: Eukaryota; Fungi; Ascomycota; Eurotiomycetes; Chaetothyriales; Herpotrichiellaceae
Exons: 2
Coding region: 1-1185 (394 amino acids)
Molecular function (GO): zinc ion binding; oxidoreductase activity
Source: RefSeq, a predicted model, not a curated record
AUGAUCACCGACGCCAUCGUGGUGUCUAAACCCGGGGCACCCUUCCAGUACCAACAGCUCGAGCUCCACGAUAACCUCCGGCCAGAUGAGGUUCUCGUCCGCAUCAAGGCCACCGGCGUAUGUCGCACAGACCUCAAUUUCUCAAAGGAGAAGACCAUGCCGGAGCUGUUUCCAGCUGUCCUGGGCCACGAGGGUGCAGGUGUCGUUGAGCGCAAAGGAUCAAAUGUUACGAGAUUCGUGAAAGGGGAUCACGUCACCGUCGUCUUCAGCUCUUGUGGGGAGUGCAAGUACUGUCUGCGAAAGCAAACAUCGUACUGCGAUCUGUGGUUUCAGUACAACCUUGGAAUUGGACGGCUGGACGGAUCAAAAGUCUUUUCAAGCCUGAGUACUGGGAGACCCAUCACGAGUCAUUUCUACGGACAGAGCAGCUUCGCAAGACACAUCCUGGUCUCUCAGAGCGGACUCGUGAAAGUUGACAGAGGCUUGUCCUUUGAGAUGGCCGCGGCUCUAGGGUGUGGAGUCAUGACGGGCGCUGGAGCAAUGUUGAACGUGCUCGAUCCAACUCCGGACAUGACAGUUGCCGUUGUAGGUGUCGGAGCCGUGGGCUUGUCCGCAAUCAUGGCAUUGAAGAUGCUCGAGACGCCGCCAAGGAAGAUCAUCGCCGUGGACAUCGUCCCUGCGAGGUUAGAACUGGCUCGCUCAUUUGGCGCAACCCACGGCGUCAAUUCCCAAGUACGACCCGAGCUCAUGAAAGUCCUCUUGGAUAUCACAAACGGGCGAGGUGUGGACGGUGCAAUAGACACCACAGGAAAGCCCCAGGUGAUCCAAGAACUGGUGCACAGUGCUGCAAGAAAGGGGAAGGUGGUGACAGUGGGUGUCGAAGAUGUGUGUCCCUGGACUUCCUCAGCAUUCAUUGCACAAGCUGACGAAAAUUCUCCUCCCAAGCUUUCGGCAGAACCGUCGUUGAACGUUUUCGAAAUGGUGAAUGCGGGCUGUACCUACAUUGGCUGCAAUCAGGGAGACUGCUAUCCUCCAGAGUUUCUACCUAGACUGUUGGCCGCACACUACGAAGGGCUGUUUCCCUAUGACCAACUAAUCAAGACAUAUAGCGCCAAGGAUAUCGAGAAGGCUGCCCGCGAUGUACUCAGUGGUGACACCGUCAAGGCGGUCUUGCUCUGGGACUGA